GCAACGUGGUGAAACCCUGUCUCUACAAAAAUUAGCUGAGUGUUGGUGGCUCACACCCAUAGUCCCAGCUACUCAGGAGGACGAGGCUGGAGAUUUGCUCGAGCCUGGGAAGCAGAGAUUGCCGUGAGCUGAGAUUACACCACGACUGCACUCCAGCCUGGGCAACAGAGUGAGAUCUAUCUCAAAAAAAAAAAANAAAAAAAAAAAAAAAAAAAAAAAAAAAAAGAAAGCCUAUUCAGGUAAUUCUGAUUCGUGCUGCUGAUCUAUAGCACUGGAUAUGGGUGAACUCUGCUAUGUUUGACUAUGAUGUACUACAUUUGUAUUUGCUUUUAACAGUUCAAACUGGGAUUACUUGUUUAGAAUCAUAUAUUUGGAUAACAUGUGACUUCUCUAAUAUGCCCCAGAAAACAGCUAAUAACUUGUUCAACCUGAAAUUUAUAGUUUUCCAAAUUACAGGUUGGCAGAGAUACUGAAUUGAUAACAUCCACAGUUAUGAUAUAAUCAUUCCUAUGCUGUACAACAAAAUGAUUUUGGUUAGCAGAAUUUAAUAAUAAUUUAACUGUUAACAAUAACUGUUAACUAUGUACUAGGCACUGUUGUAGCCACUUUAUGUUCUUCAUGACACCUUAUGAGAUAGGUACUAUUAUCUUCAUUUUGCAGAUGAGGAAACUGAAGUUCAAUGAGGUAUCUUCUCAAGUUCACACAACUAGAGAGUGGUGGCACUAGAAUGGGAACUUAAGCAGUCUUUCUCUGAAGCCUAUGCUGGGCUGCUUCUCGAUGGAGAGUAAAUGUGUUUUACAGUGUGUGUAGUAUGGAAGUAGCAUAAUAAUAACAACAGCUAUUCCUUAUUGAGCCAUUACUGUUGCAGACACUGUAAGAUAAUCACCAUUAUCUCAUUUAAAUCUCUUAGUAGCCUUAUGAAUUAGAGGUAUGUAAAUGCUUCCUCCUCUCCCAACACCUUUACAGAUGAGGAAACUGAGCCCUAGAGGUGAAGAAAGUUGUCUAAUGACAGAGUGCUUGUAAGAAAUAAAGCCAAGACUUGAACUUGCAAUUAUUGGACUUUUCCUAAUGAGUUAUGGGAACUAAUAUAGUACAGUAGCUGAGGAUCCAAGUACUGAAACCAGAAAACUUGCCUUCAGAUGCCAUUUCUGCCAUUUGAGCUAUGUACCUUGGACAAAUUAGUCUCAUCCUUUCCAUUUGAAAGUUAGACAUAAUAAUGUGUUCCUUCGGGGUUUGUGAGGAUUAAGUGAGGCAAGCAUAUGUAAAUGGCCUGAGCUCAGAGCUUGGCUCAUAAGCCCUCAGUAAUGAUCACUGCCAAUUUUUUUGUGUGUAUAAAUAAAUACACUGUAUCCCCCGUUUCCAUUUUUAAAAGACAUUGUAUAGUGAAUUUAUUGUUUUUCUCAGAUUAACAAUUGCACACAGCGCUUGAAAUUUAGAGACAUUUCACCUGAGAAGAUAUCUAGAGGUUGAAAGAAAACGUGCUGUGCAUAUGAUUUGAAAAUAUGCUAUUUAAAAAUAAGUUUACCCUAUUUUUAUCUUUUCUGGCACCUAUAUAUACCAUUUAAUAAUAGCAAGGACAUUUCCAUAUUGCAGAUAAGUGCAUGGUACUUAUGUAAUACUGUGGAAACUAAUAAAUUAUAGCAAUUUUUUUCUUGCCAAUUUUAUUGAGAAAUAAUUUAUAUACAAUAUAUCCAUUUAAAGAGAACAGUUUAUUGGCUUCUGGCAGUUGUAUAUACCCAUAAUUGCUGCCACAAUUAAGACACAGCGUUGAUUAUUUCUAAGAUUCCUUGUGUCUCUUUCCAGUGCAUCUCACUAAGUUCUAUGCAACCACUUUGCCCAAGUCUCUAGACUAUCUUGGAUGUGGAGUGGCUUUGUGUAUGUUUAACUUUUGAAGAAAUUACCAAAUAGUUUUCCAAAGUGGUUAUGCCAUUUUACAUUCCCAGCAGCAGAAUAUGUAAGUCCUCCAUAUCCUUCUGCAUUUGGUGUUGGCAGUCUUUGAACAGUUUUACCCCUUUGUGGAUAUGGAGUUACAUGUAUUGUGGUUUGUAUCUCCCCUAUGACUACUGUUAAGCAUCCUUCCAUGUGCUUAUUGGCCAUACGUAUAUCUGAUUUGGUAAAGUAUUUGAAUCCUUUGCCCAUUUAAGAAAUUGGGUAGUUUUUUCUUAUUGAAUUAUAAGAGUUCUUUAUACAUUCUGGAUACAAAGUCCUUUGUCAGAUAUUGCAAUGGUGUAACCGUUUUAAAAACAGUAUUUUGUAACUAAUAACGUUAGUCUAGUACUUUAAAAACAGUAUGACCACCGUACUAAGAGAAGUUGCCCAAACUGCUAAACUUGGACAUCUGUCAAGGGAGGUUGCUACUUUUGUGCCCUGCGACCAAGAAACCCAUGCCAUAAAACCUUAUUUACUCUUAAAAGCCAACAGAGAUAAUAUAGCUUAAAAAAUAACAAAAACUCCACUAUAUAUCUUUGUUGUUGAUGUUGCCAGCAAGCUGUCUACCAUCUCCCAGGGCCCCUCUUAAAAUCAAAGUUAAAACCUCAACAUAGGAACGCCGCGAUCAGGGCCCCAUUGGGCCAUUUUGGAAUAUCGGGCAGGUAUCUUCGACAGUAUUCAUGUCAAUUAAUUAUCUACAUGACGUCCUUUAGGGGAUAAUAAACGUCGGGCUUUUCUGUUUGGCUUUGAACCAGUGUCAUGAGGCGGAAAAGGCCCGACCAGAGAGCGGAUGGUACCGGGUUCCCGGUGUCACCGGGGCUGGGUCACCUGCAAAGCUGGACGCCUGCUGCGCAUGCGCCCCACAGCCGCCGGGUUCAUCCUGCCUGGAAGAGGGGUGGCGUUGCCGCGGUAACCGCAGUAAACGGAGGCCUCAGGCGGGUGCUGCGAAGAGAGGAACUGCGGCGGCGGUCCGUGCCUUCGAGGAAAUGAAGGAACCAGAUGAUCAGGAUACUGAUGGGGAGAAAUCAGGUAGAUCAAAGAGUGAUGGGAGGCAUUCUCUGAGGUCUUCUAAAUCGGAAUCAAGAUCUCCUGUUAAAGAAGAUAACAAACUUUUAGAAGAAGCCACAGACGAAACGUUGACUGAAGGGAAAGAACCAUAUUUAGAUGAAGACUCAGAUGAGGAACAUUUGGAAGGAAGUUUGAGUUCAUUUCAGUAUGAAGAUUUGCAAAGCACUACAGUAUCUCAGCAACCCCCUGCUCCAGCUGCGGAAGAGGCAGAGGAGGAAGUUAAAAAGAAAAUAUCAGAGAGUUUCUUCUAUGAUUAUAUGGAGCUUGCUUCGAUGCCUUUUGUGACUUCGGAUUCAAACAUACCACUGGACCUUCUCACGCUCGUACAUUCUUUUGGUUAUGACUGCAGAAAGCGAGCUAACCUGCAACUUCUGGAUGACAGUAUCGCAAUGUACAUAGCUGGGAACCAAGUGAUCUUUCUGCAUUUGAAAACCAAGGAACAGAUCUACCUGCGAAGUAGCAGCGGUGAAGGAAUUGGCGUCAUUGGGGUUCAUCCACAUAAAACUUACUUCACAGUAGCUGAAAAAGGGAGUUUUCCAAAUAUUAUCAUCUAUGAAUUUCCUUCUCUGAGACCCUACAGAAUCCUUCGAGAUGGGACUGAGAAGGGAUAUGCUUAUGUGGACUUUAACUACAGCGGUACCUUGCUGGCCUCUGUUGGUAGCAACCCAGACUACACACUGACUAUCUGGAAUUGGAAAGAAGAACAACCCAUACUGAGGACAAAGGCUUUUUCUCAGGAGGUUUUUAAGGUUACUUUCAAUCCUGAUAAUGAAGAGCAGCUUACUACAUCAGGAUCAGGCCACAUCAAGUUCUGGGAAAUGGCUUUUACAUUCACAGGUCUCAAGCUGCAGGGAUCACUAGGUCGAUUUGGCAAAACAACGUCUACUGAUAUAGAAGGCUACAUGGAGCUCCCAGAUGGGAAGGUGCUCUCAGGGUCAGAAUGGGGUAACAUGCUGCUUUGGGAAAGCGGUCUGAUCAAAGUGGAGCUCUGUCGAGGUACAAGCAAGUCAUGUCACAAUGGUCCCAUUAACCAGAUAAUGCUGUAUGAGGGUGAAGUUAUCACUGUUGGGUCAGAUGGAUGUGUUAGGAUAUGGGAUUUUGAGACAAUAGACACUGCUGAUACAAUAGAUGAGACUGGAUUGUUGGAGAUUGAGCCUAUUAAUGAACUUCAAGUAGACAAGAACGUGAAACUCUUCUCUAUGAUAAAAAUGAAUGAAACUGGAAAUAACUUUUGGUUGGCUCAGGAUGCCAAUGGAGCCAUAUGGAAGCUUGACCUUAGUUUUUCAAAUAUUACCCAGGACCCGGAAUGCCUCUUCUCCUUCCAUUCUGGAGCUAUUGAAGCCGUGGCUGUUUCUCCUCUCACUUACCUCAUGGCCACAACUGCCUUGGACUGCUCUGUUCGAAUCUAUGAUUUUGCUAGCAAAAUUCCUUUGGCUCAGAUGAAAUUCAAACAAGGAGGUACUGCCCUUGUUUGGGUACCCCGAAUGGUAAGCUAUACUGGAGCACACAUUAUUGUAGGAUUUGAAGAUGGAGUUGUUCGACUUCUUGAACUUUAUGAUCCAAAAGGGCUCACAGUUUUUGCAGGACGGAAGAAAAUUUUCGAUGCUGAUAUUCAGUUGAAACGGGUUUUCAAACCCCAUACUGCUUGUGUCACUGCCUUAGCUUAUGAGCGUGAUGGGGAAAUUCUAGCCACAGGGAGUAAAGAUCAAACUGUUUUCUUCUUUGAAGUGGAAAAUGAGUAUGAGCCAAUUGGUUAUAUUAAUACUCCUGGACCCGUGUGUCAGUUAAUGUGGUCUCCUCUCUCUCAUCCUGAAAGUACUUUACUAAUUUUCUGUGAAAAUGGCUAUAUUCUUGAAGCUCCACUUCCAACCAUAAAGCAAGAAGUAGAUGAUCGUGAUGUGGUUUCCUAUGAAAUCAAAGACAUGUGCAUAAAAUGUUUUCAUUUCUCAAGUGUCAAAUCUAAGAUUCUGAGAUUAAUAGAAAUUGAAAAGAGAGAGAAACAAAAGAAGUUGAAGGAGAAAAUAAGGGAAGAAAGGAGGAAUAAGCUAGCAGCAGAGAUGGGAGAAGAUGGAGAAAAAGAAUUUCAGGAAGAGAAAGAGGAGGAGGAGGACGAGGAGGAGGAAGAAGAGCCAUUACCUGAAAUCUUUAUUCCAUUAACCCCCUCUCGCAUCCUCUGUGGAUUUUACUCAGAGCCGGGGAAGUUCUGGGUUUCUUUGGGUGACUAUGAUUCUGGUUUUCUGUAUCACUGUGAGUUCCCCCCUUGUGAUAAAAGCAAUAAUUUCGAAGAACAAAAAGAUGAACCUUUUGAUGUCCAUUAUCUUGAGAAUACAGAUGAUAAUCCCAUCCAAACUAUCACUUUCAACAUUAACAAAAUUAUGAUGUUUUGUGGAAUGAAAAAUGGAGCAAUUCGAGUCUAUGUCCUAGAUGAGAAUGAUCCUUCAUUGACCAGUUUGGUGAACUAUUGGCACUUCAAUAUGCAUGACAAUAAUUAUGGAUGUAUUAAAAGUAUUGCUAGUAGCUUUGAUGAUCGUUUCUUGGUGACUACUGGAGGAGAUGGUAAUAUCUUUGUUUUCAACAUUUUUUCUGAAUUUAUGCUAAGGAAAGACAUCAAGGCCAAGGUGCCAUCUCCCAGGUUUGGAAUUGAAACAGAGCCAAUUCCAGAAGACAUUGAAGAUCCCAAAGCCUACAGUAUUGAGAAUGCUAGGAGAAAAAGAGAACAUGACAAAUUAAUGAAAGAAGUGGAAGAAAUAAAGGCAAGGAAGAGAGAGCAAAUCAAAGCUUUGAGGAAUGAAUUUUGUAAACUAUUAAAAAUGAAUGAAGAAUUACCAAAGCAUAUGCAGUUUAAACGAACGGAUUUUGAUGUAGAUUCCAGAAUCCGCGAUGAGAUAAACAGAAAAACAGCUUUCAAAAUUCAACAAGUAGAAAAGGAAUUAGCUUGGGAAAAAGAGAAGCAUGAACUCGGCCUAAUGAAGCUAAAGAAUCGAUUUCGUGAUCCAUUGGAAAGUGAUACUAUUGUGGUUCAUGCCAUACAAAGUGACCACAAGAUAACCUCUUACAGGCUGGUGCAGCCCUCUAAGUACUCCAAAUUCAAACGAGCAAGUCAGUCAGAGAGAAGACCAAGCAAACUGGACAGGUUUGAAAAAGAGGGAGCUGGAAGAAAGGACAGCCAGAGAGAUGCAGGUGAGAGUGUUAUUGAACAAGAGGACUCAAUAAUAGAAAAAGGGAAGAAAUUUCGGCCUAAAACCCUAAGUGAAAUUAUGGUGAAAAAUCAAAUUGAGAAAACGAGAAAACUUAUAUUAAAAGCUGAAAGAGCACAGCUGAAGAUUCAACAGAGAAAAAAAGAAUGGGAGGAACUAUACAAGAGUAAACCUGAUGAUGACUUUGAAGAUCCCAAAGAUCUUCAAGCUAUCAAAGAAGCCCAGGUGUAUAUGGGAGAUUUCAAUCUGAAGACAGCCUCAGACUACAAGAUACCUGAGCACAUGAGAAUAAAUGCUGCCAAGAAGGAAGAGGAACUAGGACACCUAGAUUCUUUGGUCCAUGGAAAGAAAAGGCAUAUGAACAAGUGCAUCCUCUCUCUUAGAGACCUUAAAGUGGCUGUUGUAGAGGAAAUACAGUGCCUGGUACAAGAACUGAAGAACAUUCAGUCGACUCUUCAUGUAUCCAAGCACAUACCCAUUCCCAAAAUUCCUCAGAUACACCCAGAAGAAGUCCCAGAAAAGAGAUUUCAAUAUGACGAAGAAACUCUCCUAAAUUUUGAGCAACAGCGUAUGAAAAGUAUAGAUGCAAAGUCCCCCCAAGUGGAACAGACAGGGUCUGGAGGCCCAGGUGGAGGAUUCCUCAAGCUCUCUUCUGGAAAGAAUGGGGAUUUGACAACCCGAGAUUCAAUAUCUAGGUCAUCAAGGGCAUCUACAUUCAGCCUAGAUAUACCAAAGUUUAUGGAAUUUGAAAAGGCAGAGCCAACGGAUGUGGAGGUGGAAAUUAUGAAGAGGGAUGAGAUUAAACAUGUGUACAUGCAACAGUAUUUGGUCAACAGGAUCAAAGAACUGAUUGUCACUUUUGAUGCAGAACUCCGUCUUCUUAGACAUCAGAAACUGAAACUAGAUACUCAGAUGAAAUUAUCUGACCUGCACCACGUCACCUUAUUUCAAGAAAUGCUUCUCCUGAAGAAUUUUGAAAAGCAAGAGAACAUACUUCAAGAGCGUGUUAAUUCCUUAGAAAAAGAGGAACAGUACAUGCAAUGGAAAAUAAAUGAAACUCUUAAAGAGAUGGAAGAGAAAAAGAAUGAAAUCACCAAACUCCAGGAGCAAGAAAAGGCACUCUACGCUGGUUUUCAAACAGCCAUUGGAGAAAACAAUAAAUUUGCAAACUUCCUCAUGAAGGUUCUAAAAAAGAAGAUUAAACGGGUAAAGAAAAAAGAGGUUGAAGGAGAUGCUGAUGAAGAUGAGGAAAGUGAGGAAUCAAGUGAAGAAUCUAGCUUGGAGAGUGAUGAGGAUGAGUCUGGAUCUGAAGAUGAGGUUUUUGAUGAUUCUAUUUGCCCAUCGAAUUGUGAUGUGACUCUUUUUGAGCUGGCCCUUCAACUUCGAGAGAAAAGGCUGGACAUUGAGGAGGCUUUAGUUGAAGAAAAGAAAAUUGUCGAUAACCUCAAAAAGGAAUAUGAGACAUUGUCAAAAAAAGUGAAAAUUGUGGCAACUAAUCUGAAUGCAGCAGAGGAGGCCCUGGAGGCUUAUCAGCGAGAGAAGCAGCAGCGGCUGAAUGAACUGCUGGUGGUGAUUCCGCUCAAGCUCCACCAGAUAGAGUAUGUGGUAUUUGGAGAAAUACCUAGUGAUCUUUCUGGGACUUUGGUCUUCUCUAACCAUGCCUUGAAACGGCUGCAAGAACGAAUCCAUGAGCUCCAGGAGGAAAAUGCCAAGCAGCAAAAACUUAACAAAGAAUGGAGAGAGAGACGCAAACAGCUCAUCCGAGAAAAGAAAGAAAUGACAAAAGCCAUACAGCAAAUGGAGGAAACAGUCCGUCAACUCAUGAUCAGCAAGUUUGGCCGUGUGGUAAACCUAGAAGCCCUUCAGACACUUUCUGUUAAUACAACACUUGAAGAACUGAAGAUCAGAAAACUUCGAAAGGAGCUAGCGAAUGCGAAGGAGAUGAAGAUGUGGGAGCAAAAAAUUGCCCAAAUGCGAUGGGAACUGAUGAUGAAGACAAAAGAACAUACCAGAAAGCUUUAUCAGAUGAAUGAUUUGUGUAUUGAAAAGAAGAAACUUGAUUCUCGGUUGAAUACGCUACAGAAUCAGCAGGGCAAUGCCUUCCAGGGCCCUCGAGAAGCAGAUAUUGUGGCAAGAGAGGAGGUCACUGAACUGAUCCAACUCCAGGCGGAAAGGAUUUCGGCCUUAAAGGAGGAGAUUGCUCUUUUGCGUAGGAAAGGCGGCCUUAUCCUCCCACCCAUUCAGUCUCCACAAGAGAAUGAGAUGUAGCCCAUGGACCUCUGAGUUUGCUGUUUUUGCAAACCCAUGCAUGAUUUCUCACAUAACUCAUCCAAAGCUCUAUCUCCUUGUCACCUGCAACAAUCUUAUCAUUUUAAAGUGAUUUUAAAGUAUUUUGUCUGAAAGUCUAAAACCAGAUCCAGUCAUGUAGCUUUAAGAAUCGCUCUACAAUUUGGUUAUUUUAGAACCGACUGCAGCACCCAACCUCUGUUGUAGAAUGGAAUCAUUUCAGAUGUUUGGGAACUACUAGAUUGAAUAUGAAGUCUCAGAAAGCUGUGUCUCAUCAUUGCAGCAAAGCAUCUGUAAUGUAUUUUGUUUUAGGAAAAUUCUAUUUGGGGGUAUGCUGAAUUUUUAGCCAUUGGCAAGAAAAACUAUCAUUCAGCAAUUAAUGAGAAAGCUUUGUUUUCUUGAUCCUUAGAAAAUAAACUUAGAUGUUUUUAAGUGUACUCUGAGAUAAUGCAGAAGAAAAAGACCUUUUGCCAAUAGUAUCUUAGAAUAGAAAUGCAAAUUUCAGUGUUGGCAUGGUAGGCUUCAUAAAGCAGUUAUUUGAGGGCUCAGGAUUCAGGAAAUACAAACAGACAUGGCAGAGCAGUUUGCUUUGGGUUGGCAGAAAGCAGGAAAAUAACCAGCCUUCUUGGCUUGCCCACAGUUUUUGUAGGCUCCUCGGUUCUGAGUGGAGCAGAGGAGCGAGCUUUAUAAAACGGUCAACAAGGAGGCUUUUCUCUAAAGCUUUCUGCAACUCCAUCAGAAUUCUAAGUUUUCCCCAUCGUUUCUCAUGUCCUCUGCCAUUGUCUUUCAGGUUUUACUUGGGCCAUUUGCAGGGUUUGAUACAGAGGAGGAGAUAACGAAAUAGAUUUAGAUUUAGAGAUCAUCUUUAACAAUCACUUUUGAUUACCCAUAAGAUUUUAAGCUAAUGUAAGAGUAUCCUUUUGGUUGGGGCGGUAGGUUCUCAUUGAGGCUCAUGGCUGUAGCCAUUGAAGGAUAAUCUCACGGACAUUUGGAGUCCUGUUAGUAACAGCAUAGCUCGUUAGAUUAAGAGCUCUGUAUUAAUGAGUUACUCAAUGGAGGCUAUCCCAGGAUAAGUUGGUCACUGAGAAGGGCGGGUGAAGAAGGCAACUUUGCAUAAAUGUACAAGGGAACUCAGCAAUGCCAAGUCUUCCUCACCUGUGAUUAGCCUGUCAAUCUCCCCCCAAAAUUAGAAGCAGGACUUGCUUUCUUUGUACAUCAGAAUAUUCUUAGAGGUGGCCUAUUGUCUUCCUAAGAUUCUUUCAUAUUCCUAUUUAAGAGGUCAGAAUACAUCAUUGUUUGCAUUUGUCACCAUUAAUUUCUGAUGCAGUCACUUCUCUACUGGAGAGCACCCACUUUUAAAAAAAAUCACUUUCUGUGUUGUAUAUCCUAAACCAUGUGUGCCUUUCAAGUAUUUUUAAAAGUAUGCUAUUCAUA
Cebus imitator (Panamanian white-faced capuchin) is the source of this 9914-nucleotide messenger RNA. RefSeq names its product cilia and flagella associated protein 44 (gene CFAP44). Gene Ontology annotation, molecular function: protein binding. The record is from RefSeq and is a predicted model, not a curated record. The transcript has 35 exons. The coding region runs from base 2916 to 8462 and encodes 1848 amino acids. NCBI's taxonomy places the organism in Eukaryota, Metazoa, Chordata, Mammalia, Primates, Cebidae.